Polypterus senegalus (gray bichir) is the source of this 6141-nucleotide messenger RNA. RefSeq names its product protein phosphatase, Mg2+/Mn2+ dependent, 1Lb (gene ppm1lb). Gene Ontology annotation, molecular function: protein serine/threonine phosphatase activity; cation binding. NCBI's taxonomy places the organism in Eukaryota, Metazoa, Chordata, Cladistia, Polypteriformes, Polypteridae. The transcript is spliced from 4 exons. Bases 643 to 1725 code for a protein of 360 amino acids. Gene Ontology annotation, biological process: protein dephosphorylation. The record is from RefSeq and is a predicted model, not a curated record.
UGUCUUUGGGUAAUAAAAGCGGCUCUCAGUAAUCGCUGAGGGAAAAUUUUUUUUUUUCUUUUUUAUGUAGUAUGUAUUCGACCCCGUACGCUAUUCACUUGGCGCGUCCCAUUGAAGGGAAUGCGGCAGCGGUGGCUUGACAGCUUGCAGCCUGAAUGGAUUUGAAGGGUGAGGGCUGUGCUGGUUUGCGGCAGCAUCAGUUUUCUUUCAGGACCCCUGGUUUGAACAGCGUUUCGAGGCUGACGAGUGCAAAGCCAAGCGCUGACAUCUGGGAUCACCUUUCCGGUAUUUUUGUAUUUACUGCAAGAGUCGAAGAUGUGAAAUACUUUCAGGAAAUAUGCUGAUAUAUAUUUUUUCAGCUAAUACGAAAGGCAACGCACUUAUAUGAGCGGCAAUGGCAUUCUGCUGGCAUAAGUGGAAGAUGUUAAACAUAUCUCAUAUACCACGGAGGCACUGAAGUAGACAUAGCCUUCUUGUAUGCAAGUAACUGCCACUGAUAUUAACUUCAUUUUGGAUUGCUUGAUUUAUGCGCUGAUAGAAAGUGGUUUGAUUUUCUUGUUUUAUUUGAUAUAGAAAUCAUCCACGGCUAUGAACUGAUUUGCCGAUAAAGAACCAUUGUCAGUAGCGUCUUUGUGUGUAUAAAUGAUAGAAGAUACAAUGACUUUGCUGUCUCUUUUGGGUCGGAUCAUGCGCUAUUUCUUACUCAGACCAGAGACCUUGUUUCUGCUUUGCAUCAGCUUGGCUCUCUGGAGUUAUUUCUUUCAUACUGACGAAGUAAAGACAAUUGUCAAAUCGAGCAGGGAUGCCGUUAAAAUGGUCAAAGGGAAGGUGGCAGAAAUCAUGCAGAAUGACAGGCUGGGCGGUUUGGACGUCCUGGAUGCUGAGUUCUCGAAAACCUGGGAAUUCAAAAGCCACAAUGUGGCCGUAUAUUCCAUCCAAGGCAGGAGAGACCAUAUGGAGGACAGAUUUGAAGUCAUCACCGACCUGGUCAACAAGAGUCAUCCAUCUAUAUUUGGUAUUUUCGAUGGGCAUGGAGGAGAGACUGCAGCUGAAUAUGUGAAGACCCACUUGCCUGAAGUUCUAAAGCAGCAACUGCUGACUUAUGAAAAGGACAAAGAGAACAGUGUGCUGUCAUAUCCAAGUAUCUUAGAACAACAGAUCCUUUCAAUUGACAAAGAAAUGCUGGAAAAGCUGUCAGCCUCUUAUGAUGAAGCAGGUACCACUUGCCUAAUUGCUCUAUUAUCUGACAAGGAACUGACGGUAGCAAAUGUUGGAGACUCCAGAGGAGUGCUUUGUGAUAAAGAUGGGAAUGCCAUUCCUUUAUCUCAUGAUCACAAGCCUUACCAACUGAAGGAAAGAAAACGAAUCAAAAGAGCUGGAGGCUUCAUCAGCUUUAAUGGCUCCUGGCGGGUUCAAGGCAUUUUGGCCAUGUCCCGCUCUCUGGGUGAUUAUCCACUGAAGAACCUGAAUGUCAUAAUCCCCGAUCCCGAUAUUUUGGCCUUUGACCUGGACAAAUUGCAGCCAGAAUUCAUGAUCCUGGCAUCUGAUGGACUCUGGGAUGCUUUCAGCAAUGAAGAGGCAGUGCGUUUUAUCAAGGAGCGAUUAGAUGAGCCUCAUUUUGGGGCUAAAAGUAUCGUAUUGCAGUCCUUUUAUAGGGGCUGCCCUGACAAUAUCACUGUUAUGGUUGUUAAGUUCAGGAACAGCACCAAAACAGGGGAGCAAUAAGCGUAACCCUUCUUAUUCCACUAUAAUGCAAGAAUUCUGAUCAUUUGCCAACACUUUAACAGACAGAACAAACUAUUAUCAAACCGAGAAAGUAAUCUUCAUUGACCCAUUAUGUUCUUAAUUUUUUUUUAAUACAUGCAGUGCAAAAACAUUUACUUCAUUGCAUAAGGUGUGGAAGAUUUUUAAUUUUUUUAAACCGCCUUUUAAACAAAAUCAGUUGCAAAGAAAACAGUGGGUAUUUUUGUAAGUUGAACCAUUUUCCAUUUCCUUAGUCUGCCAGCUAAGUGAAAUUGUAGUUCUGUAUGCAAUGUAUGUGUGUGUCUCAGCCACAUAUGUAUGUAUGGUCUGUGUGUGUGUGCUUACUACUUGUUCUCUCAUUUUUAAUGCCACUUGUUUUGCUGAUGAUGUAUGUACAUAUAUACUGUACAUACGCGCACUAUAUACAGUAUGUACACCAUACAUAUAUAUACGGUACAUGUCAAUGCAGUUUGUUAUUAAUUAAAGUUCAGUUUCACUAAAAUAUUCUCUGAGGCACUCUUAUCUUAGCUCAAUAAUAGCAGUGUUUUUUUGAGAAACCAAAUGACUGUGAACUAAAGGUGCUGAAACAAGCAGCGUACUAUAUAGUUUUCUGUGCUGAUGCUCACUUUUUCAGCAUUUUAUUUUUAGUUAAGUAAUUUUCUUGCAAUUUUGUCUAGUAUCAUGGACUUUUUUUAAUUGUUAAUAAAAAAAACGUUUCAUCUAAAAUGUUCAUACUAUAAGAACGCUCUGGGUAUAAGGCCACUUCUGUAUUGGUUUUCUACCCAGAUAUAAAACUCCAUACAAGGUAAGAGUGAAAUUCUGGUUGUCUCUGAAAAGUAUUUCUGUGAAAUUGACUCCAUUCAUUUUUAAAACACUUCUUAAGGAGCUAUAAUUUAUUACAAAUAAAGAGUAAUAAUUGCAAAGUCAAUAGGACGAGUAAGGUACGUAGAAUCAUUUCAGUAUUAGCCUAUAGGUACCGCUUUAAGCCAAGGAAACAUCUUGCUUACAUAGCUGCUGUAUAAUUGAUCAGGAACUAGCUGGUUAUUUUUCUAGAAUAUGUUUUAACUUGUAAUCAUAACAAAGUUUAUCUGGUCUUGAACAUAAGUUCAUGUUUACCAUUUUCCAAAAUUUGUCACUCUUUAAAUGAGACCAGACCAGAGUCUAUCUAUUAAAACAGCAAAGAAAAUUUGCCUGCGUGAUUUCCUCACUUACUAUAAUCUGUAGCCCUGGAUUUAGUAAUAUCAGUUGUUUUAGUACUUAAAAAAGGAGAUUGCAACAUGGUGCCUAACCUGGGUGCACUUCAUGUAAUGUUUUGCUGCUUGGUCUAAAAUAAGCUUUUGGCUCGUAAUAAACAUACACAACGCAGUGCAAUUGCUUUACUGUUUACUUGCUUGCAUUUUGAGGAUGUGAUUUUUUUCCAAGGUAUAAUUUUUUUCUUGACAGUUUUGCCUUUUUUUAAAAUAAAAUUUUAGAUAAGGUUCUGACCAUCUGUAUGAUUUGUUUUAGCCAUUAACAUAAUUACACUGCUAGUGUGUCUUUCGGCAGAUACAUUUUGGAAGUUUGACAACUUUGAGGUUGGCUUCAUCUGGAAGCAGAGUGCCAUUUCAUCUUGUUUUGUCUUCUACAAUUUUUAUUUGCACACCGUUUUAUAAAUUAAUAAGAACAUGAUAUCAGUUUUGACAAGAACACACCAUUUGGCAUACCUCGGCAUUUCAGUUUGUCAAACGUUUGUAAUAUUUCUUCAAGUAGAAAUAUAGAGGUCCCCAAUGCUACCACAGUACUACAGAUUAAUGUUAAUUCAGAUACAUCUCUCUUGUAGCAAGCAAAUUCUGAAGUGCAUUUUCACAUCAGUUGACUAUUAAGAGGUAAACAAAAAGUAGUAGGUGCCUUCAUGGGGUAAACCAAUAAAGAAAAUCAAUGAAUAUUUGUUUUAUAUACUGUAGUGCCUUUUAUCAUAACAUCGAAAUGCUCCUGGAGCCAGAGAGCUGACACAUGUUGCAUGUUCAUUUGUACAUGUGAGUAAGGAUUUCACUGUACUCGGUACACAUGAUAAUAAUGACCCUAUAAACCUCUAAUAAUUCUAUAAGCAAGUUAAAAGUAAUUAAAAUAAAAGACAGAGAAAAUUUUAAGUAGCUACUAGGCCUAAACUCAUUUAAAGCUAUUCAUCCCACGCCAUGUGGCCAGACACACAUGUUAAUGAGUGUGAUUAGAAUACUUGGAGGGUUUGGAGUGUUGUGGGAUGGUGUCCCACACAUGGCCAAAAGGGGUUGCACGCUCCACCGGCUUGCUCAGAAGAUACUCACCCCAGACCAGCUUGCCCCAAAAACUACCUGCAGGCUUCAGCAUAGCUAGGCCCAAAGUGGGGAAAACUUGCUUAAUAGUUCAAAAUAUAAAGAAAUGUCCCAGAACAUAUCAAAAAGCCUCACAAGAGAGAUUGCCAUGAACUUGCACGAAAGGACAAAUAAAUGAUCUUUAUAAGUAAAGGAUUUAUUUGAAUAAAUUGAAGAAAAUACUCAAAAGAGCAAAAAUAUGCAAAAAAAAAGUUGCCUAAAAGGUAAUCCAACAACAAUCAAGUCCCAAUAUACAUUUCUAAAGUGAAAUACUCAAACAGAAGCAAGAAGUCAGAAAAAAACAGAAAAAUCUAUAGAAAACAGCAAUAUGUACAAGUAUAAGUUCAGUGAUCUCUGAGUCCUGUCUGCUCUCACCUUAAAUAGCCAGAGACAGGGCUCAGAAAUGGUGAUGUAAGGGUGGCCCUGCCUCCUGGGGCUCCAGCCACAAAAUACAAGUAAUGGAGGCACAUUUAAAAGGGGCAGUGAAUAAUUAUAAGCAAAACAGAAAAUAAAUAAAAAUGUGUAAAAUAAUUAAAAAUGACAAAAAUAACAAAUAUUCUGCGUUAAUCAGUUUUACACAGUUGUGUACUGCAAGCUGAACUGAGAUUCGUAGAAUUGCUGCCCGUAAUAAAGUCCAUGCUGUUUUCAAAAACAUUCAUUACAAUUGUGACUAUACUUGUGGGACACGAUUCAGCCUCUGAUUUUCGUUUACUUACACCUGAAAGGAAGGAGAGAUAUAUAUUUUGUAUAUAUUUAUUUACUGCAUGUACUAAAGUAGGAAGUGACCUGAAAGACGGAUUUUACUUUUUAUUUUAAUCAGUCAAGAAUAAUUAGGCAAUUCUGUGUGAGUGUGUGUUCCCUUUUAUGCACUGGUGUCCCAUCCAGGGUUGUUUCUUGCUUUGAGCCCACUGCCAUCAGUACAGGCUAUACCACCUGAUCCAUCAGGAUUAAGCUGGUUUAGAAGUGUGGUGUGGGGGUCAUGGUAUUUUACGAGUAAUUUGUUUUCUUGCCUAGAACUUCAUUCUAAGUGUUGAGGGCUCUUUCCAUUUUCACUUAAGCUUUAUCACACAUUUGAGAGUCCAUCUUUGUAGCUUUUGCUGUACUAGCAGCAAAACGUUACCUGCUUUCUUUUUCUUUCUUAUAAAUGUAGUAAACUGCACCACAGCUACUAUCCACAGACACAAAGGAAUAUCUGCUUUGAUCACAUCCAGAAGUGAUCACCAAAACGGGCACUUUUCAGCUGUACACUCACUUGCAUUUCAGCUGGACACAAUUUUAAACAUCUUCUGUAAAUAUCUAAUUGUAAACUCUAUGUCUGUUUGUUUGUUCGCCAAGCAAACAAAAAACGCUGAAAGGUAUUCACAAAAUACUGCAUGUGCAAUGCCACUUAACUCAUAAUGACAAUAUAGCUUAUAUGGCCCAUUGGGGAGAGGGGUUAUAAUCAGUGGGGUGGGGGUAACCUAAAAACUAGCAACAUUGUGGGGACUACAAUUCCCAUCAUUAAGAAGGCUGAUGGGAUGACAUUAUCAUUAGUGUAUACAAAUUUUUGUGCCAGCCAAAGGAGAAUCUCGUCUAAGAACACAGGUACAGCGUUUUCUCCUCAACUAAUCUAGAUGAGAGUUUCAUUGCAUCGGCGAAUUAAAUCUUUUGUCAAAGCUACAACUUUAUGUCUCAUGAUGGGUUGUUUCUAGCCAUGUUAAAUUUCAUAAAGACAGUUUUUCCAAAUUUUUUUAUCCACAUGCAACAGCAGCUACUUCAGCAAGUACUUAAUAAUUUAAGUCACAGGUAACUGAAUACCAAAAAACACUAUAAAACUUUUAGAAUUACCAAAUGCAAGAAUACCCAUAGCCAAAGUGCAGAUAUUUUACUUGACCUUAGUAGAGAGUAGCACCACCAGAGACUAGAGGCGUGUUGGUCAAGCAAGCUAAUAAGAUCUGUACUUAACUCUGUACGUGAUGAUAAAUCUGACCAACCCUGAAUACACACUGUAUGACGUUCAAAAAGUUUCUGCAGUUUCGUAUUUUCAUUGGAAACAGUGAAGGCGGGAGGAGUUGUAAUUGGGCAUGAA